Molecule: messenger RNA, 950 nt
Organism: Trematosphaeria pertusa
Lineage: Eukaryota; Fungi; Ascomycota; Dothideomycetes; Pleosporales; Trematosphaeriaceae
Product: Metallo-hydrolase/oxidoreductase
Exons: 3
Coding region: 68-907 (279 amino acids)
Biological process (GO): secondary metabolite biosynthetic process
Source: RefSeq, a predicted model, not a curated record
GUGAGUGAACAUGCACUCGUUAUGGCGAUUACGUGCUCACUUCACGUUUCACAAACUCUAUUCGACCAUGGCAGAGCCUUUGGUACCUCUCCCAGUGGUUGAGAAGGUUAGCAGCCGGGUUAUACGCGUGCUCGGCGGGAAUCCGGGAAAGUUCACACUGCAAGGAACGAACACGUAUAUCGUGGGUCAAGGCUCGAAACGAUUGUUGAUCGACACCGGCGAAGGCAAGCCCGAAUGGAUAAAGGCGCUUAAGUCGGUGCUGAACGAGGAGAAGAUCACAAUUGAGAAGACAAUCCUGACUCAUUGGCAUCAUGACCAUAUUGAAGGAGUACCCGACCUCUUGAAGCAUUCCUCGAAUACAAAGGUGUACAAGAAGGAUCCAAAGGAGGGAUGGCUGGACAUAAGCGAUGGGCAGAAGUUCGAGACGGAAGGCGCGACGCUCCGGGCGUUCUUCUGUCCGGGCCACACUACUGACCAUAUGGCGCUCGUCCUAGAGGAGGAGGAUGCCAUGUUCACGGGCGACAACGUGCUCGGCCAAGGUACUGCGGUGUUCGAGGAUUACGCGACGUACAUGAAGAGCCUCGACGGCAUGUCGACGCAGUUCAAGGGGCGCGCAUAUCCGGGCCAUGGACCAGUCAUCGAGGAUGGGUCAGGAAAAGUGCUAGAGUACAUCAAGCAUCGGAAAAUGCGCGAGAAGCAGGUCUUGGACGUGCUGGCUCAGGAGAGGGAGGGCGGUUGGACGUCGAUGGAAAUUGUCAAGGUUAUUUACAAAGACUAUCCGGAGAAUCUGUGGGCACCAGCAGAGAAAGGCAUCCUGCAGAUUCUCGAGAAGCUGCAGAAGGAAGGGAAGGUGGUGCACAAUGAGCAGAAAGGGACGUGGUCGCUGAGCGGAAAGUCCACCCUCUAGUCAACCAAUCAAAAGGUGCACUAAUGAUGACACCGAUAAGGGC